Messenger RNA from Zygosaccharomyces rouxii, 456 nucleotides. RefSeq names its product Dap1p (gene DAP1). NCBI's taxonomy places the organism in Eukaryota, Fungi, Ascomycota, Saccharomycetes, Saccharomycetales, Saccharomycetaceae. Gene Ontology annotation, cellular component: membrane; endomembrane system. The coding region runs from base 1 to 456 and encodes 151 amino acids. The record is from RefSeq and is a predicted model, not a curated record. The transcript has a single exon.
AUGUCAUUUCUUAUGAAGCUUGUUUUUGGUGGAUACAACACUAGUGAAGAUCCAACAGGUGUCACAGAAGCACCUAGUGCUGAUCAAGGGUCUAAGAACAACGAUGGCCCCGUAGUGGAAGGUAAAUUUUACCCAAGAACACUUUACAAAUAUAAUGGUCAUGAUCAUGAGAGUAUUUUGAUAGCUGUCAAGGGUAAAGUGUUUGAUUGCUCACAAAGCAGACAAUUCUAUGGACCCAGUGGACCAUACACAAGUUUUGCAGGACAUGAUGCGUCAAGGGGACUGGCACUCAAUUCAUUUGAUAUGGAAACUGUAAGAGGCUGGGAUCAACCUAUAGAUACUUUAGAGGAUUUGACGCCACAAGAACAAGAAUCCCUAGAUAGCUGGUACGAAUUCUUUGAGAGCAAGUAUCCAUGCCUCGGGACUUUAGAACCAGAACCUGGUGUCAAUGUAUGA